UUACAUUCGUGAAUAUCUAUUAAUUCGUUGUCAAAUAUUCUUUUGUAAUGUAUUUUUUUCGUUUAAAUCACUGCUCGCCAAGUUUAAAGGUGUUCAAAUGACGUCUAACGUUUCGCGUGUGUCUUCUCCUCUUUUACAUUUCAACACGAUGACGGAAGGUGGUGUUACAAGAAUGAAGAGAAAUGGGACUAGGAUCUUCAAAAAUCCUCCACAGCCUCACAUGUGUAUACGAGAUUUUAUACAGUUAUGUCUCUCUGUGUUAAACAUUUGACGAGAACAUGAGAUGUCUUCUCUUGAGUUGCCAACAAUGUGCUUUUCAUAAGAAUACACUUCCAAUGAAAAAUAAAGUAUUCUAUCGAGCAACAACACUAUUUUCUCCAAAAUGGAAUAAUUCUAAUAUUCAACAAAUAAUAAAUGUUAUAAACAUCGAACGAGGCAGUGAAUAGAGGGUACAACAGCACCUUGCUUUGUAAAUGUACUAUCCUGGGAUAGAAUCGCAAUGCCAUGUAGACCAUCCGAACCUGUACCACUUUGGGGAGGUAUGAGAGUACCAUCUCCACGUACAAAAGCGGAAGCUGUGGUCUUCGCAGUUAUGGCUAAUCCGGAGGUUCUUCGUAUUAAUGGAAAGAAUGCAGAAGAUCCAGAAAAACGUUCGUCCCUGAUUGAACUCUUGCUGGAUUUUGUAGAAGCGAUGAAUGCUGGUGUAAUAUUUUCAAGACGAUACACUAUUUUAAAAGAUCGUGAUAUAACAGGAGAAUUGAAGGAGGUGUGGAAUGCAGUACAAGCUCGGCGGGACCGAGAACAACCACCUCCACAACAAGAAACUUGGAUCGAUGCACAACCACCUGUUCCACAGUAUCCACAAUAUCAAGAUCAACAACAGCAGCAGCAAACACAAAAGCAACAACAACAACAACAGCAGCAGCAACAACAACAACAACAAGAAUAUACUUCGCAGCAACCUCCUCAAUAUCAUACGACUAGCAUUGUCUUUGCCAGAGCAGUAAGCGGUGAUAUGCAUUACGAUGGUUAUGGUUAUCAAUCGCAAAAGUCUGUCAUUGGGCCAAAUGAUCAGAUGUAUCAAUCGGGUCAGAUAGUAUCUCAACAAUAUGGUAACCUAACACGAAUAGCACAGGAUCGUUAUGAUUACAGGGAACGUGGUAGAGACAAUAUCAUACAAAAUAUACCACAACAAAGCUGCCCUGCGUAUCCAGGACCACAAUAUCAAUUUCCACAACUGCCAAGGCAAAUGAUGCCACAGUACGUUAAUUCUAAUAUACAUCCAAAUACCACUAAUUUAGGAUAUGGUCCUCCAGCAGCAACAAAUACUAAUGUCAAUCCAAACAUGUCGGCUAGUUAUCAAUCUUAUAUAACUAACCCAUUGUUUCAACAACGAAUAGAAGCCGAUAUACGAAGAAUGCAACAACAGUUACAACAACAACAACAACAGCAACAGCAGCAACAACAACAACAACAAUUGCAACAGCAACAACAACAACAACAGUUGCAUUUGAAUCAUGCGCAACAAGUGCCUCAAUAUGAAUCAGCGACAGAUUGGCAAACUAUAUCAUCGGUUAACGUAUUGAGACUCGGUCGACAAAAUAUGGGAGUUGUUCAGAAAAACAAUACGAGUAAAAGACAAGUUAACUCACCUACUCAUGGGAAACAAGCAGCAUCAUGUACCAAUUGUCACAAUAAAUCUACGACUGAUAAUGUUGUUACAAAACCUAAGAGUCCUGUUAAAGUAUUACAACGAGAAUUAUCAUCAACUGUAGAUAGACAGGAUACGAAUAAUCAUGCGAUAACAAAUAAUGGUAAAGUUACGAGCACGGAUAAUAAAUCAUCUACGGAUGAUACGAAAAAUUUGACCUGUGUUGUUAACAGAGUUGUAACUGAAGAUGAAGAAAGGAAUAAUGUUCAUGAAAGUUCUUCCAUCGAAUCUAAUGAUACGUCCAAAAAAUCUAUCAUUACAUCUACGUCAUCAUCAUCAUCAUCAUCAUCAUCAUCAUCAUUGAAUACUCGUGAAACUAAUAAUUCCGUUGAGAACAAUCAAACAACACCAAUACCAACAACAACACCAACGACAACAACAACAACAACAACAACAACAAUGGAUGAACAUUCGAAAAACUAUGAAAUACCAACAGUAAGUCAAACAUUGUCCGAACAAAAGUGUAAUUCAAGAAUUAGAAUAAUAGUAGGUAGAACUAAGCAUAAAGAAAAUAUAGAAAAUAAUCGAACAACAACAACAACAACAAUAUGGCCACGUUACGUGUCAGAACAAAAAAUGGAAAGUCCAAAAAAAUCACAAACAAUGGUUAACAAUAGUGUCGUCAUUAAUAAUCCCGGUGUUUCUAAUGAUGAUACUAAUUUGAAUAAAAAAAAAACAACCAAUGGUCAAACUAAAAUAAACAAAAAUGCUAAAGGUGGUGGUAGUGGUAGUGGUAGUGGUGGUGGUGGUGGUGGUGGUGGUGUCGUCUACAGUGAAAACGAAGAUGGAACUCGUCAAGGUUAUACGAUAUUGAAAAAAACUGAAACUAUUGUUCAAGACGAAAUUAUUCAUGAUAUCGCUCAGAUAUCUAUUCAAGACUGUAAAAAGGAUGUUAACGAGAUCAGUCCUGUGCUAUCGUGAUAGCCUUAGUUUUUAAUAACCGCGAGAGUACUAUUAUUAUUAUUAUUAAUAAUUAAUUAAUUAGUUGCUACGAUCGAUUAAAUUUAAAUUAACCCUUUCGUUACGGCAGUCUGCUUCGCGGGGUAACGCCACCAUACGAGGCACCGCGCCGCCGAGCUAACGUCAAGAUCCGGCGCUCGUAUUCACAGGUAUUUGGAAGAGGCCGUCUAAUUCCGGCGCUCGUACACACAGGUCAUCGAAUGGAGGCCGUCUAGAUCCGGCGCUCGAACACACAGGUAGUCGAAUGGACGCCGUCUAAUUCCGGCGCUCGUAACGAAAGGGUUAAAGACAUACACACACACACACACAUAAAAAAAAAAAAAACGAAAAGAAAAUU
This is a messenger RNA of Polistes dominula (European paper wasp), 3008 nucleotides long. RefSeq lists its product as uncharacterized. Lineage: Eukaryota; Metazoa; Arthropoda; Insecta; Hymenoptera; Vespidae. Gene Ontology annotation, cellular component: cytoplasm. The record is from RefSeq and is a predicted model, not a curated record.